Brassica napus (rape) is the source of this 811-nucleotide messenger RNA. Its product is annotated as la-related protein 1C-like. The annotation marks the transcript as partial. The transcript is spliced from 3 exons. The record is from RefSeq and is a predicted model, not a curated record. Lineage: Eukaryota; Viridiplantae; Streptophyta; Magnoliopsida; Brassicales; Brassicaceae. Gene Ontology annotation, molecular function: RNA binding.
AUAUUAAAUUUUUUUUAUUUUAUAAAUUUUUUUAAAAAUUACUAUAGCUCUUCUGGAUCCGCUGCUAAUGGUACUGUUUCUCAAGAUCCACUUGUCGAAACACCUUCGCACAACCCUUCUCCUAGAGGCCAAAACCAGAGGAAUGGCUCUGCAUCACAAACCCAUGGUGGUUGUAGUGACAACUUUUCACCACGGCACUCGCACAGGAACCAAAAUGGUAACCACCACCACCACCACCACCAAAGUCAUGGUGGCAGGCGCAGCCAGGAGCAAGGGAAUCAAAACUGGAAUUUUUGCAGAAGCUUUAGUGGGAGAGAUGGAAAUGCACAUUCACAAAGAGGCGCCCCAGCAUUUGUGAGACAUCAACCUCCAACUAUGCAGUCAAUUCCUCCUCAGUUUAUGGCAGCUCAGCCUAUUCAGCCUUUUGGCGGGCAUGUGCCUUUUCCUCCUAAAUUGGCAUCUCCAUAUUAUCCCCGUAUGCCUUUCAUCAGCCCUCUCUCACCUGGUCCAGUCUUUUACCAAGUCCAAGAUCUUCCUCUAAACGUAAAACUACAGAAGCAAAUACAAUAUUAUUUUAGUGAAGAGAAUUUGAUUAGAGACACAUACCUUCGUGGGCACAUGGAUGAUCAUGGUUUUGUUCCGCUGCAUGUGAUUGCUGGUAUCAAGAAGGUAAAUUACUUUCUGGAUGUGCCGUCAUGCAUGUUGGCCUGAUUCACCUUUCUCACUGAAUCUUAUUUAUUAUUCUCGAGUCUGUAGAAAUUGAGGAUUAGCGUGUACUUGUAUUCAGUCAAUAAUAAACCAGAUGUUUUAA